Molecule: messenger RNA, 531 nt
Organism: Fibroporia radiculosa
Lineage: Eukaryota; Fungi; Basidiomycota; Agaricomycetes; Polyporales; Fibroporiaceae
Exons: 3
Coding region: 1-531 (176 amino acids)
Source: RefSeq, a predicted model, not a curated record
AUGGACCAAAUGCUCUCUUUCGAUGCAAUUGUCUUCCCUGCAGACGACCGCCCACCCCACCUGGUUUCACUCAUGACAAGCCCCCUCACCAUGCAAAUCUCCAACAUGCCCGAGCCAUUCCGCUGCAACCGCGUACCCCACGCUGAAAUGUACAUGGACUACGUCGCGGACACCCUCGGUCCCCGUGCCUGGAGUUUCCAAGUGGUUGACCAGCUCGAGGGCAUGAGACAGAAGUUUCCGACGCCAUACAUUGCCUUUUACCCCAUCGUGUCCCGAGAUGGCAUGCCGUUCCCGGUAAACAAAGGCAUCCGAGAAAUUCAGGGACCGAAGUUCAACGAGGCGCAGGCAUGGCGCGGCAACAUUAUCGUAGCGAAGUACCGUGACACUGGGUACUAUGCCAUGAUGGAUGCGACCAUAGCGGACUUUCCAAUUGUCAAGAAUUGGUUUUCUACUAACCUCCCUGACCCACGAAGGUUGCAUGAAGCGACCGCGCCGCCUGUUACUUCAUUUAACCCCGGGCAAGCUUUCUAG